This is a messenger RNA of Benincasa hispida (wax gourd), 1954 nucleotides long. Its product is annotated as uridine 5'-monophosphate synthase / UMP synthase (PYRE-F) (UMPS). Lineage: Eukaryota; Viridiplantae; Streptophyta; Magnoliopsida; Cucurbitales; Cucurbitaceae. Gene Ontology annotation, biological process: 'de novo' UMP biosynthetic process; 'de novo' pyrimidine nucleobase biosynthetic process. Gene Ontology annotation, molecular function: orotidine-5'-phosphate decarboxylase activity; orotate phosphoribosyltransferase activity. The record is from RefSeq and is a predicted model, not a curated record.
UUUUUAGGUUCUUCACAUCAGCAAGUGGCAAUCCCACACAAGCCAAAAGCUGAAGCAGCCGCCGUACUCUUCGUCUUCCAUCAACAAACUCCGAAAAUCUCUCUAAGAACUGUCCGCCAUUGAUACACAGUCGCAGAAGCUCCCAGCCAAUGUCAUCAUCAUCAUCAGUUUCCCCAGCAAUGGAGUCCUUGGUUCUGCAACUUCACGAAAUCUCCGCUGUUAAGUUCGGCAACUUCAAGCUCAAGUCCGGUAUAUACUCUCCUAUAUACAUUGAUCUUCGUGUUAUUGUCUCAUAUCCUUCACUCCUCUCCCAAAUCUCCAAAACCCUAAUCUCUUCUCUCCCCUCAUCCACCUCCUACGACCUCGUUUGCGGUGUUCCUUACACCGCCCUUCCUAUUGCAACUUGCAUCUCCGUUUCUAACCAUGUUCCCAUGGUUAUGCGUCGCAAGGAGAUCAAGGAUUACGGCACUGCAAAAGCGAUCGAAGGUCAUUACCAAGCGGAUCAAAUAUGUUUGAUUAUUGAGGAUUUGGUGACGAGCGGUGCUUCGGUUUUGGAAACUGCUGCGCCGCUGCGAGCGGCGGGGCUGAAGGUGAGUGAUGCGGUUGUUUUGCUUGAUAGAGAGCAGGGCGGACGGGAGAAUUUGGAGGAGAAUGGGAUUAAAUUGCAUUCGAUGAUUAAGUUGAGCGAGAUGGUGAGGAUUUUGAAGGAGAAAGGAAAGGUUGGAGAAGAAAUGGAAGGGCUGGUGGCGAGAUUCUUGGAGGAGAAUCGGAAGGUUGCGGUGCCGAAAAUUGAGAAGCCUGUUAAAGUUAAGGCCAUUUCCUUUCAAGAAAGAGUGAAGUUAGCGAAGAAUCCAAUGGGAAAGAGGCUGUUCGAGGUGAUGAUCGAGAAGGAAAGCAAUUUGUGUGUAGCGGCCGAUGUUGGCACCGCCUCGGAGCUGCUCGACAUCGCCGAGAAAGUUGGUCCAGAGAUUUGCUUACUGAAAACUCACGUGGAUAUACUGCCAGAUUUCACCCCAGACUUCGGUUCAAAACUUCGCUCGAUUGCUGAGAAACACAACUUCUUAAUCUUUGAAGAUCGCAAGUUUGCAGACAUUGGAAAUACAGUGACAAUGCAGUAUGAAGGGGGUAUUUUUCAUAUACUAGACUGGGCAGAUAUGGUCAAUGCUCACAUUAUCUCUGGUCCUGGAAUUGUAAAUGGAUUGAAAUUAAAGGGGCUGCCUCGAGGUAGGGGUCUUUUACUGCUGGCUGAAAUGAGCUCAGCUGGAAAUCUUGCCACGGGAGACUAUACAUCUGCAGCCGUUAAAAUUGCAGAAGAACAUUCUGAUUUCGUCAUCGGCUUCAUUUCGGUUAAUCCAGCAUCCUGGCCAGGUGCGCCUAGAAAUCCAACAUUCAUUCAUGCCACCCCUGGAGUCCAAAUGGUUAAGGGUGGAGACAAUCUUGGACAGCAAUACAAUACACCCUAUUCUGUUGUAUACGACAGAGGAAGUGAUAUCAUAAUUGUGGGGCGUGGGAUAAUAAAGGCAGAAAAUCCCGCAGAUGCAGCCAGAGAGUAUCGUUUGCAAGGAUGGGAUGCAUAUUUAGCUAAGACUUCCUAGAACAAUUUUUCCAUUAGCUUUGAUAACAACGCCUCUACCCAAUGAAUGCCAGUUUCUUCUACUUUUCCUUUUGGCUGGAGUUCCUUUCCCUACAUGCUUUUGCUUGCAGGGACUUGGAGGAGAUAUCUAUUUAAGAGAAAGCACUACUGAGUCAGCUUUCAAAUAGUUUUAACCUAUUUUCAGGUCUAGGAAUAAAUGGAAAAAUUAAUAAUCAGUUUGAGGUUUUUCAGUUGUAACCUGUGAGCAUUGCUAUGUGUUCUAUGUAAUCCUUUGGGUUAAUCAUGACAAUGAAAUAGUUUUAGCAGAUUUCUUUUUUACCCAUGAGCUUAAGUUACAAGUUGAGUUCUUGUUUGUAUCUA